Messenger RNA from Suillus paluster, 621 nucleotides. RefSeq lists its product as uncharacterized. Lineage: Eukaryota; Fungi; Basidiomycota; Agaricomycetes; Boletales; Suillaceae. The transcript has 5 exons. The record is from RefSeq and is a predicted model, not a curated record. Bases 1 to 621 code for a protein of 206 amino acids.
AUGCAACCACCCCAUACGAAGUGGAUUCCUUCAGGCAUUGCAUUCGCUAUCGGCUUUCUCAACUCCCCAUCGUUCUCUUUGGGACAUUUGAUCGGUGGCGUCAUCAAAUUCAUCUAUCACAAGCUCAUUGCAAAGUCUGGAGGCUGUCUUGGAGCGUUAUGUAUCACACAAACCAGUGGCAAGAGCAAGGACACCUUGCAGACAAUGAUGGAGGGAUCACUAUUGUCGAGUCUCAUGCUUGCCAACAGUGUUUUCAAAUUCACAUCUACUAAUCUAUCCUCUUGGGGCCACGGAAGUCUUUGGUCAUCUACACUCACCCUUGGCUUGUGCCCAUAUCUCAUGACAGUUCUUGUCCCUGCUUCGGAACGGCAGAAGCUGCUUUCCUGUGUUCUCAGGCUAACACUAUAUGCGACAUCAGUCCUCACGUUGAGAAAAACACAUAACUGCACGGAAUACAAAGGCUCUAAUACUUGGAGCCGUGCUUAUGAGGAAGAGCUUGUCAAAGGUGAAACACAGAGGCAUUACGUGCGAGGCAUCCACUAUGACGAGAGCUGGGCACCGCUGAGAAUGGCCACCAGGACCAGCACAUGCCAGACAUCAUCAGUAAGGAAACUGAGCUAA